AGCACGUGGUCUUUUACGACAACACGUCUGUAGUCAGAUCGGUUUAUGUUAAAGCCGCCAUGUGGCCAGCGCCGCUGAGGACAGUGUCACCGUAUUUCAUCACCAAUAUGUAUGCAUGAAUGAUGUAAACUUUUGAAAUUCAAUAACGAUCUGAAGCUAUCUCAAUGGAAGCACUAGCUGAAAGAAAAAGUACUGCUAAGCUGACAGAGCUUCUGCAGAUCGAGAGAAGAGUUCAGAAGAAGUGGGAAGAUGAGAAGGUGUUUGAAGAGGACGCGCCUCUCCCAGGCACCAAGGAAGCAUCCCAACCAAAAUAUGUUGCCACAUUUCCAUAUCCAUAUAUGAAUGGACGACUUCAUUUAGGGCAUACAUUCACUAUAUCGAAAGCUGAAUUUGCUGUUGGAUAUCAGAGACUUCAAGGCAAGAAAUGCUUGUUCCCGUUUGGUCUUCACUGUUCUGGAAUGCCAAUAAAGGCUAGUGCUGACAAGCUUACAAGGGAGAUGGCAGAUUACGGCUAUCCUCCAGAAUUCCCACCAGAAGAAGAGGAAGUACAAGAAGAGGAGAAAGAAAUCACGAUCAAAGACAAGUCUAAGGGCAAGAAGACAAAGUUGAAGGCCAAGACGGGAGGAAUGAAAUACCAAUGGCAGAUCAUGAAGUCAUUGGGUCUUAAAGACGAGGAAAUCAGGGAGUUUGCUGACUCCACCCACUGGCUCAAGUACUUCCCUCCCCACUGUAAGGAGGAUCUCAAGAGGAUGGGACUGAAGGUGGAUUGGAGAAGAACCUUCAUCACCACAGAUGCAAAUCCGUACUACGACUCUUUUGUAAGAUGGCAGUUCCUCCGACUCAAAGAGAGAAACAAAAUCAAAUUUGGUAAAAGACACACUAUAUUUUCUCCUAAGGAUGGGCAGCCCUGUAUGGACCAUGACAGACAAAGUGGAGAGGGAGUUGGACCUCAGGAGUACACACUGAUAAAACUGAAAGUCAAUGAACCGUAUCCACCCAAACUCAGCAAGCUGAAGGGGAGUAAGAUUUACCUGGUGGCUGCCACCCUCAGACCAGAGACCAUGUUUGGACAGACCAAUGUCUGGGUCAGGCCAGAUAUGAUGUACAUUGCCCACAGACUAACCAAUGGGGAGAUCUUUGUGUGCACCGCGCGUGCGGCCUGUAACAUGUCCUUCCAGGGCUUUACCAAGGAGGAUGGAAAAGUGGACGUGGUGGCCAAUUUGAUCGGCCAGGACAUAAUGGGCAUUGCUCUGUCAGGUCCACUGACUGUAUACAAGACGAUCUACACACUGCCAAUGCUCAACAUCAAGGCAGACAAAGGAACCGGUGUAGUAACCAGUGUUCCCUCCGAUGCUCCGGAUGAUUUUGCUGCCCUGAGAGAUCUCAAAAACAAACAGCCAUUCAGGGAAAAGUAUGGAAUAAAACCGGAAAUGGUGCUGCCGUUUGAGCCAGUUCCGAUCAUCAAUGUUCCAGAGUUUGGCUCUCUGUCUGCGGUUACUGCGUGCGAAAGACUAAAGAUCCAAAGUCAGAAUGAUCGAGACAAGCUACAGGAGGCCAAGGAACUGGUCUAUCUCAAAGGUUUCUACGAUGGGGUAAUGAUUGUGAAAGGUUUUGAAGGGCAGAAAGUCCAAGAUGUGAAGAAACCGAUUCAACAGAAAAUGGUUGAUGCUGGAGAAGCUAUUAAAUACAUGGAACCAGAGAAGACAGUAAUAUCUCGCUCAAAUGAUGAAUGUGUGGUGGCUUUGUGCGAUCAGUGGUACUUGGAAUAUGGUGAAGAAAAAUGGAAGCAAGGAGCUACAAAGUGCUUAAAUUCCAUAGAAACCUUUUCAGAUGAUGUACGCAAAAAUUUCCACGCGACUCUGGACUGGUUGCAUGAACAUGCCUGCUCAAGGUCUUAUGGACUGGGCUCCAGAAUCCCCUGGGACCCGCAGUACCUGGUGGAGUCCCUGUCUGACUCCACGAUCUACAUGGCUUAUUACACGGUGGCCCACCUGUUACAGGGAGGGGUGUUCGAUGGCAGUGGGAAAAGCCCGGCCAACAUCAAACCAGAGCAGAUGACACCUGAGGUUUGGGACUACAUACUCUACAAGGACACCCCCUACAAGAGCCUGCCCAUCCCUAAGGCUACUCUGGACAAACUGAGGACAGAGUUUCACUACUGGUAUCCUGUAGAUCUGAGGGUGUCUGGUAAAGACUUGGUGCCGAAUCAUCUGACCUACUACAUCUACAACCAUGUAGCCAUGUGGCCGAAGGACAGUUCAAAAUGGCCAAGAGGUAUUAGGGCAAAUGGACAUUUAUUGCUCAACUCAGAGAAGAUGUCAAAGAAUACAGGAAAUUUCCUAACCCUCACGAGCACUGUUGAUAAAUUUUCUGCCGACGGUAUGAGAAUGGCCUUGUCAGAUGCUGGUGACACGGUAGAGGAUGCCAACUUUGUGACUAAGAUGGCUGAUGCAGGACUUCUCAGACUAUAUACUUACUUAGAAUGGGUGAAGGACAUGUUAGCUACCAAAGACAGUCUGAGAACAGGUCCUACCAACACAACCAGUGACCAGAUAUUUAUCAGUGAGAUAAACAAGGCGAUACUAGAAACACAGAACUAUUAUGAGAAGAUGUUAUUUAAGGAGGCCAUGCGGACAGGAUUCUAUGAAUUCCAGGCCUUCAGGGAUAAGUACAGGGAGUACGAGCUGGAGGGGAUGCACCGUGACCUCAUUUUCAGGUUCAUUGAAGUACAGACUCUGAUGUUGAGUCCCAUCUGUCCACAUUUGUGCGAGCACAUCUGGGAACUUCUGGGGAAGCCACGCAGUAUCAUGCAUGAGCGGUGGCCAGUGGCAGGCCCUGUGGAUGAGAAACUCCUACAGAUCUCGCAAUAUGUGCUAGACGCAGCACACGACUUCAGAAUCCGUCUGAAGCAGCUGAUGACGCCGGCAAAGGGGAAGAAAGUGAAGCUGGAGAGAGUCACACAUGGGACGAUAUGGAUCGCGAAAACCUAUCCUCCAUGGCAGAAUACUGUUCUCUCCACCUUAAAGACUCUGUAUGAGCAAAACAAAGGCUUCCCAGAUAUGAAGGUUAUUGCUAGUGCUUUCAAAGACAACGCAGAGUUGAAGAAAUACGCCAAGAAAUUAAUGCCCUUUGUGCAGGUGGCAAAGGGAAAUGUGGAAAAGAAUGGCAUCAAGGCCUUAAAUCUAACAUCUGACAUUGACGAAGUGGAGGUCAUGAAGAAGUUUAAGAAGUAUAUGAUUAGCACUCUUGAUGUGGAGGGACUAGACAUCAGGUAUUCUGAUGAAGCAGACGACAAAGUGAAAGAAGACUGCUGCCCAGGGAAACCAUUCACCACCUUCAGGGAGGAGCCAUCAGUAGCCAUUAACCUAGUGAAUCCCCAGCCAAUGAGUGGACUGUUUGAGAUCAAGUUACCAAUAUAUCAGGGAGAUGACAAAACUGCAGUCAUGACCAGGAUAAUGAAGACGGAUCGCUCCAAAAUGAAAGAUAUUAGUCAAAUCCAGCUUCUGAUGUAUGGGGACCCAGUCUGUGGACCAAGGACAAUGCCGGACAUGAAUGACAUUGAAAAGGGCAAGGUCGUUGUCCCUGACGGUGCUAAAUUUCAAAUUAACAUCCCAGAGGAACAAGUGAUAAUCCAAACCAAUGGGAAGAAGCUAGAUAUAGGUCGGACUAUGGUGUACAUUGUAAACUCUUAACAUAAGGAGGGAAUGUAGUGCAGAGAGUGUCGUGUCUCAAGUCUGACUGGUGUACAUUGUAAACUCUUAACACAUAGUGCAGAAAAUGCCGCGUCAUCAGUGACUAGACGGACAUCGGAAGUGGUACCGAAGUGGUACCGCACUCAUCAAUAGGAGGAGGAAGUGAUUUCGUUUGUUGCUAUAGUUAUGAAGAAUUUUAUGUGAGUGUCGGAUGUCCUGAUACGUAACUUUCGUGGUAUUACAAGUACAGCAAUACAUAUUUAUGAAUAUUUGUGCUUGAAAUAAAUUAUUUUUUGGUGAA
This is a messenger RNA of Ostrea edulis (European flat oyster), 3993 nucleotides long. Its product is annotated as leucine--tRNA ligase, cytoplasmic-like. The transcript has 29 exons. NCBI's taxonomy places the organism in Eukaryota, Metazoa, Mollusca, Bivalvia, Ostreida, Ostreidae. Gene Ontology annotation, molecular function: leucine-tRNA ligase activity; ATP binding; aminoacyl-tRNA deacylase activity. Gene Ontology annotation, biological process: leucyl-tRNA aminoacylation. The record is from RefSeq and is a predicted model, not a curated record. The coding region runs from base 165 to 3692 and encodes 1175 amino acids.